This is a messenger RNA of Exophiala spinifera, 1200 nucleotides long. RefSeq lists its product as uncharacterized. NCBI's taxonomy places the organism in Eukaryota, Fungi, Ascomycota, Eurotiomycetes, Chaetothyriales, Herpotrichiellaceae. The record is from RefSeq and is a predicted model, not a curated record. The transcript is spliced from 5 exons. Bases 1 to 1200 code for a protein of 399 amino acids.
AUGGCCGACCUGCAACUGACGCCAGGGCAGUCGCCGCCUCUUGCUAUAAUCACUGACACAGACCAACGAGGAGUUCUGUGGAUCAUAACCGGCAUCGGACUCGCAACCGUCGCGACUUCGUUGGUAAUCAGGGCAUAUGUCCGAAUCGAGUUCAGUCGCUCGUAUGGCCUGGACGACAUAUCUAUUGCGGUAGCAUCUUUAUUCUUUGUCAUCCAGUCUGCUCUCGUGAUUGUCGCCGUCAGGGAUGGGAUUGGAAGAACGUUGCCAGAGAAUACCGACUUGGUUUCACUUCAGAAGACCUAUUAUGCCUCCAAUCUGUUCUAUAUUCUCAGUCUGUGGACUUCGAAGAUCUCGAACCUUCUUCUUAUUUAUCGAUUGAGCGUACAGAGGGCGCACAAACUCACAACUCAAGCCCUGAUAGCCGUCACCUUAUUGCUUGGCGUGAUAGGUUUCCUCCUCAUUGCGCUCGUGUGCGACCUGAGCCACCCCUGGAUCUUCAUCGGAGAGAAAUGCUCUGGCGUUGGGGCACGAUGGGAGGCGAUAGCAGCUUUUGAUAUAUUCACUGAGCUAGCGGCUUUUGCAGUGAUCUUCUAUAUCGUGUGGAGCAUUCAGAUUGCUCGCGACAAGAAGAUGGCCAUUGUUACUGGCUUUGACGAUAGCACCUUUAGCAGUCCGUCUCGGGAUAAGGUGGUCAUCACCACUCAGACCGAGCUUGUUGUGGCCCUCGUAGCUGCCACGGUCCCUUGCCUAAAGCCAUUCAUGGGCGCUGUAGACACAAGCUUUGGAGCGGCGGCUGGAACCUCGUUGGCAGGGUCCGGUUAUAACAAGCGCAGUACAAGGUCGGGAAACGGCGGUCAAUAUAGCAACGAGAGCAAGACAGCCUUGAGCUCCAAUGGUUUCCGCAUUAGAAGAAAGAAGAACGGCGUCGACGCAUUGACUAGUCAUGAUGACAUCGCACUGGAACCUAUGAGCCGUUCGUGGACUGGCAAAGCGGACUUGGAAGAUCAAACCGGAGAUCGAAAUACAUCAACCACAACCAAACCAAGUACAGAUGACCACCAGAGCGUUGGCAGUCAAGAUAGUCAACAGAUGAUCAUCCGCCGUGAUGUCGAGUGGAAUGUCCGGUACGAGUCUCGUCAGAAUGAUGCCGACAAUGUUAUGGAGAGGAUAGAAAGGUACAACACGCAGACACACCGAUAA